This is a messenger RNA of Coregonus clupeaformis (lake whitefish), 1783 nucleotides long. Its product is annotated as elongation of very long chain fatty acids protein 1. Bases 304 to 1269 code for a protein of 321 amino acids. Gene Ontology annotation, cellular component: endoplasmic reticulum membrane; endoplasmic reticulum. Gene Ontology annotation, molecular function: fatty acid elongase activity. Lineage: Eukaryota; Metazoa; Chordata; Actinopteri; Salmoniformes; Salmonidae. Gene Ontology annotation, biological process: very long-chain fatty acid biosynthetic process; fatty acid elongation, polyunsaturated fatty acid; fatty acid elongation, saturated fatty acid. The transcript has 8 exons. The record is from RefSeq and is a predicted model, not a curated record.
UAGCUGUCCUCCUUCCAUAGCUGUACACAUCUCUCUCUCUUUCUGACUUAAUCUGCCCUGGCCUUCUGUGGUUAUUUCUGGACCGUAGAAACAUUUGAGGACUUCAAGGAAGAAACAAGCACUUUUUUUCUUCAGUUAAUCUCUCUUUGACUCUUCUGUUUUGCUGGGCCUGGUUCAUUGUGAGCUCAGUGGUUGUGGCUCUCUUGUCUGUGCCUGAAGGACUGACGAUUUGGGGACAGUACUGAGGACAACUCGGCAGGUUUUUUUUGAUCGACUGAAUAAAGGAGAAAAGAGGCCAUCAAAAUGCUGCGAGAAGUGGGAUCCAGUAUUAUGGUGUUUUAUGAGUAUGUGUUGCAAAGAACGGACCACCGGUUGUUGCCCUACCCGUUGAUGCGGACCCCCUUCCAGAUGACCAGCAUCCUGAUGGGCUAUGUGUUCUUCUCGCUGUACGCAGGGCCUCGGUUGAUGGCCAACCGCAAGCCCUAUAACCUUAAAACAGCCAUGAUCGUCUAUAACUUCAGCAUGGUGUCCCUGAAUGCCUUCCUAGUCUAUGAGUUCCUGAUGUCAGGAUGGGGCACCACCUUUACCUGGAGAUGUGACCUGUGUGACUACUCAAGCAACCCACAGGCUCUGAGGAUGGUUCAAGUGGCCUGGUGGUUUUUCUUCUCUAAAUUAACCGAGCUUCUGGAUACCUUUUUCUUUGUGCUGCGUAAGAAACACAGCCAAAUCACAUUUCUACACGUCUUCCAUCACUCCUUCAUGCCCUUCACGUGGUGGUGGGGAAUUACCAUUGCUCCUGCAGGGGGAAUGAGCUCGUUCCAUGCCAUGGUCAACUGCUGUGUCCACGUCAUCAUGUACACCUACUACGGCCUGUCUGCUGCUGGACCUCGCUUCCAGAAAUACCUCUGGUGGAAGAAGUACAUGACUGCAAUCCAGCUGGUCCAGUUUGUGCUGAUCUCACUUCACAUCUCUCAGUACUACUUCAUGGAGAAGUGUGACUUUCAGGUGCCCAUGUUCAUUCACCUUAUCUGGAUGUACGGCACCUUCUUCUUCCUACUCUUCUCCAACUUCUGGAUUCAGGCCUACGUGAAGGGGAAACGGCUGCCUACGGCAACCAUGGAGAAGCUAAAGCAGAAUGGCGUUAUCAACGGCAUUAUCAACGGCGACGUUACCGUGGUCCUCAACGGCAAGCCACUGGAGAAUGGCAACGGGACAACAGCGCAUCGUGUCAACGGCCAUAACCAACUAGGCAAAGUGAAGGAAGUCUAGUUUUGUUCUUUUGGAAGGGGAAACAUAACUGUCUGAAGGAGCCUCCAAAAUGCCAAAGAUUCCAAAAAAGUAUACUUUUAUAUUAGCUACUGAUCACUUUCCUCAAAUGUAUAUUUUUAUAUUUAUCCCCACAGUUUGUGGGAUAUGAAUGGCGUAAUGGAUUUGGCAGUUAGUCCCUACUUGCUGCACUGUGUUUGUUAAAUUGUGGGUGGUUGAGGGAACAUAGUGUGAUCUAACUGUAGAUCACCCUGUAUGAAGAGGUGUCAUCGUCACUAAUAUUCACCUCAAACCCAGGCUUGAAACAGCCAAUGAUAGCCCACCCAUGGACUCUUCUGGUUGUUUGGCUGGCAUUGCUUGAGAAUAUUGUAGUUUUGACUGAAAGGACUGGAACACGCUUGUAAAUAGCGUACACAGUUCACUUUCAAAGAGGUGGGGUUUGUGUUAAUGUCCAACAGUUUUUUUUGCUGCUGUUUGUAUAUUUAACUUCUUGAAAUAAAACCUAUUUUAAGUGUAA